This is a messenger RNA of Venturia canescens, 1350 nucleotides long. Its product is annotated as fructose-bisphosphate aldolase-like. Gene Ontology annotation, cellular component: cytosol. Gene Ontology annotation, biological process: fructose 1,6-bisphosphate metabolic process; glycolytic process. The coding region runs from base 1 to 1137 and encodes 378 amino acids. The record is from RefSeq and is a predicted model, not a curated record. The transcript is spliced from 6 exons. Gene Ontology annotation, molecular function: fructose-bisphosphate aldolase activity. Lineage: Eukaryota; Metazoa; Arthropoda; Insecta; Hymenoptera; Ichneumonidae.
AUGGCUCGUUUCGAAGGAAGAUGUAAUUGCAAGCAAAAGGUUGCUGAUUCAAUUACUAAGUAUACCAAAGUCGAUCCGGCUCUGCAACAAGAAUUGCUAAAAAUCGUAGAAAGCUUGAGUCUACCGGGAAAGGGAAUUUUGGCUAUCGACGAGUCGCCUUCCUCUUUUGACCCGAUAUUUCGUCAAAUUGGAAUAGAGAACACGGAUGCUGCACGCAGGGAUUACAGAGAAAUGCUGCUGUCCGCGGACAAGUCUGAGUUGUGCCAAUUCAUAAGUGGUGUUAUUCUGAACCACGAGACUCUAUAUCAGAAAUUGUCAAAUGGAAGAGAGUUGUUGGAUUUAUUGAAAGAGAUAAAUCUAAUAGUUGGAAUAAAAGCUGACAAAGGAACGGUGUGUCUUUUUGGGACGAUGAACGAAGAGACGACCGAGGGUUUGGACAAUCUUCAGGAACGAUGUAUACAAUACAAAAAGGAUGGUUGCCAUUUUGCAAAAUGGCGGUGUACUUAUAAAUUAUCGGAUAAUCGACCAAGCGCAUUGGCGGUCAAUGAAAAUGCUCAUGUUCUGGCCAGGUUUGCGACAAUUGCCCAGAGCGCAAGACUCGUACCGGUUAUACAGCCGGAAAUAGUGACGACCGGUGAGCACGAAAUGGCAAAAGCUUUACAAGUUCACGAAGAAGUAUUGUCGGUCCUUUUCCGCGCUAUGGUGGAACACCGCGUCUUCCUAGAGGGCAUGAUACUGAAACCAGCGAUGGUCCUGGCAGGAAUUCAAAACGCCAAAUUCUGCAAGCCCCAAAUUGUCGCUGAUUUUACUCUUGCGGCUUUACGACGAACGGUUCCGUCGGCUCUUCCGACAAUUAUGUUUUUAAGCGGCGUACAAUCGGAUGAAGAUGCGAUUCUAAAUCUCAACGCUAUCGUUCGUGCCGAAGGCAAAAUUCCUUGGACUUUGUCGUUUUCUUAUGGACGUGCUUUGCACAAUGCAGCCGGAAUCGCUUGGGAAGGAAAGCCCGAAAAAAUCGCCAAUGCUCAAAGCAUUUUUCUCGACAGAGCUAAACGAUGCUCCGAAGCGUCUCAGGGAAAACUGGAUAUCGAGGAAUUUAAAAAAUGUAUGAGCAUUCCUGACAAUUCCGACGGCGACUGAAAUUAUUUUUUAUACUCAAUGGAAAAUGUUUCAUUCACUUAUCCACGUAAAUUUGUUAAAAAUAAUGCAACACCGCGGUAGACGACGGAAAGUUAGAUGUGUUCCAACCAUAAAUAUUAACCAUUUUUAUAUUACUUAUCCAUUACAAAUUCCUUUCCUCGCGUUAUUUUAUACAUUCGUAUAUACAUAUAUAUUUAUAAAUAAAAAACAAUA